Messenger RNA from Fusarium odoratissimum NRRL 54006, 1510 nucleotides. RefSeq lists its product as uncharacterized. Bases 123 to 1061 code for a protein of 312 amino acids. The record is from RefSeq and is a predicted model, not a curated record. The transcript has 7 exons. NCBI's taxonomy places the organism in Eukaryota, Fungi, Ascomycota, Sordariomycetes, Hypocreales, Nectriaceae. Gene Ontology annotation, molecular function: methyltransferase activity.
UCGCAAUCUUUAAUCCCUCAUAUGUUUCCACCUGGCUGACGCUUUGAUUCUCUUUUUUUCGCUUUCAGUUAUUGCAACUGUAGAUCUGUUUUGCCUUGUUUUUUUUUUAGUGGAAGCAAGCAAUGUCUGAAACGCCUGAGCCAACACGCCAAGCUUCGGCUGCUCCCGAGGCCCCAGCGGCUACUGGAGCGUCUCCAGCUCCUGCAACUACCGAGUCAGCAGCCUCUCCACCCGCUGCCACGUCGGGUCCUAUUCUUGACCCGCAGCAUUGGGCGCAGGUCAAUGAGGAACAAGCACAAGCUGAGGGUGAUGACAAUGCAGAUGCUGACUCAACCCUUGACCCGGAUAACGCCUCAUCGACUGCUUCCAUCACCUCAAGCAUUCUGGAAUACAGAACUAUUCAUGGUCGCACCUAUCACAGCGAGCAGGGAAAUGCUCAAUAUUGGGCCUCCAACGACGAGCAGCAAAAUGAUUUGAUGGAUCUCACUCACCAUAUUCUUACCCUUGGUCUUGGAGAUAAACUUCACCUGGCUCCUCUCAAAGAAGAGAAGCUUCAUCAAGCUAUUGAUAUUGGUACCGGUACCGGUAUCUGGGCUAUUGAUUUCGCCGACCAAUACCCUGGCGCUGAGAUCAUCGGGACCGACCUCUCACCCAUCCAGCCCUCUUGGGUUCCUCCCAACGUCCAAUUUGAGAUCGAAGACUGUACCCGUGAAUGGACUUUCAAAUCUGACUUCGCCGAUUACAUCCAUGUGAGAUGGCUGAUGGGCAGCGUACGAGACUGGGACGCCUUCUUCUCCGAAGCCUACAGAGUCUGCAAACCCGGCGCCUGGAUUGAAAGUCACGAAGCUUCCUGCAACGUAAGCAGCGAUGAUGGUACUGUCGCCCCUAACUCUGCUAUGGGCCACUGGGGUGAAUUCUUCAAAGAGGGCGGUAAGAAGAUUGGUACAAGCUUCAGUGUCGUUGAGGACGGUACUCAGCGCAAGGCUAUGGAAAAGGCCGGUUUUAUCAACAUCCAAGAAUUCGACUUCAGAGUGAGUUAUCCCUCCGCACUUUUGAGUUAGGAUGCUAACGGAUGUGACAGAACCCUGUUGGCACUUGGCCCAAAGACCCUGUUGAGAAGCGCAUGGGUGCCUAUUCUAAGUAUGGUCUCGAGACAGAUAGCGAGGGCUUUAUUCUGUUUAUGGCGCAUACACUUGGAUGGACGAGAGAGGAGAUUCUUGUUUAUAUCGCCCAGUUCCGAAGAGAGAUUCGCUCUGGAAAGCAUCACGGAUACUUUGCUCAAAAGGUUGUUUGGGGACAGAAGCCCGAAACUGCAGCUGCCUAGACGGCGUGGGCACCAAGCCUUUUCACGAUGCCUAAAAGACAAUUAUGACUAUCAAAAUGACAACACUUAUAUAUAAAAAAGAAAUUCAAUCUUGAGCUGCCGUCUUUCAUAUGAGAUCUUUAGCACGUACGUCCCAAUUCUAAGCGACUCCACGAGCCAGUACGGUUUAUGAUGGAUCUUAGCUAC